UCUAGAGAGAGUUCAAAGAAGAGCAACAGAGAUGAUUAGGGGAUUGGAGGCUAAAACAUACAAAGAAAGAUUGCAGGAACUGGAUAUGUUUAUCACAGAAAACAACUUGGGCUGACAUGAUAGCAAUCUAUUUGGAGGCUGACAAAGAAAAGAGGGGCUUGGCUUAUUCUCCAAAGUGCCUUAGAGCAGGAGAAGUAAUGGAUGGAAACUUACCAAAAAGGGAUCCAACCUAGAAUUGAGGAAAAAUUUCAUCUCAAUGAGAACCAUCAAUGCCUCCAGAAGUUGUGGGUGUUCCAUCAGUGGAGGUUUUUAAGAGGAGAUUGGACAGCCAUUUGUCUGGAAUGGUAUAGUAUCUCCUGCUUGGAGAGUUGGUCCCUUCCGAUUCUUAUUCUUUAAUUCUGUUAGAACCUCAUGAACAUUUAGGGCUCAGCAUGUAGCUAAUCUUGAGAAGAUAAUUAGCGUCAUAUUUCACUGGGGUCAGUUGCAAAAGCAAGUUGUUAGGAGUCAGGCAUGUAAUCACCGAAAAUGUCUUGCAAAUGCCUUUAGGUAGAUAUGGGACAAGCUUGUUUUUCCACCUCCUAUCAGGAGAUGGCAAUCAUGAAGGCAACAUCUGUGCCUAGAAAGCCAACAAUACAGUAGCAGCAUCUGUGGUUGAGUUUAAAGGAGUUAAAACCAUCAAGUUACUUUUAUUGCUAGAAAGGAUAGGAGGAGCCAAGAAACUCAAAGGAAUUUCCUCUUCCUGCUCACCCAUGGGAGGAGGGUGAUGUGCAGGGUGGCUUUUGUACUCUUCCAAGGGUCAAAGCAGCAUCUGGAAGACAAAGAGGAUGCCAAUAAGAGCACUCCGGUCAACCAAGAAUAGCAAGCAAUGUUGAAAAGGAAAGCAAAGUUAUUUUCCAUUUCCUUCAGAAAACCACAUAAUUCUUCUCCUUCCCCAGAAGCUAAGAGACAAAGGAUAGAAAAUCAACAAGAAGAUUUUUUGAGCUGGAAUAAGUAAUUUAAGCAGAACUCAAGGAAACAAUAUACAAAAAGAUCACAGGAGAUUAUUUUUCCAUUCAGAAAAAGUGGGAAAUAUCUGGAAGCCAGUGUGAAGUAAAAGGUUAAUUAGAUGGUCACAUAGGGCAGACGUAAUGCAGGCUUCACCCUGUGAGGAAGAAACUACUUCGAAUCAAAGUUCCAUCCAACAAGGAUCACACGUAUUUUUGACCUCUUCAAUAUCGGUGGUGGAAAAGCUUCAUAAAUCUGACUGUUGUGAGAAAGGAACAAAUUGCAAGUCACAGCUGAUUAUGGAGAACAUGAUCCACAUUGGAGAAAAGCCAUAUAAAUAUUCUGAAUGUGGCAAAAACUUUAGUCAGAACUGCUCCCUUGUGGUUGAUGGAGGGACCCAGACAGAACAAAAGCCCUACAUAUUUUCCCAAUGUGAUGAAAGCUUUGACAUGCACAGCAACUUGGUAAUACAUCAGAGAACUCACAACAGGGAGAAAUCAUACGACUGUCCUGAUUGUGGGAAGAGUUUCAUUGGAAAUUCCCACCUCAUGAGACAUGUGAGGACUCACACAGGAGAGAAACCCUUUGAGUGUCCCGAUUGUGGGAAAAGUUUCAGUCAGAAUUCCACCCUGGUGAAACAUCAGAGGACUCACACAGGAGAGAAGCUCUUUGAAUGCCCUGACUGUGGGAAAAGUUUCAGUCAGAAUUUCAACCUGGUGAUACACCAGAGGACUCACACAGGAGAGAAACCCUUUGAAUGUCCUGACUGUGGGAAAAGUUUCAGUCAGAAUUCCAACCUGGUGAUACACCAGAGGACUCACACAGGGGAGAAAUUGUAUGAUUGUCCUGAUUGUGGGAAGAGUUUCAUUACAAAUUCUCACCUGGUGAUACAUCAGAGGACUCACACAGGAGAGAAACCCUUUGAAUGUCCUAUUUGUGGGAAGAGUUUCAGUCAGAAUUACAGCCUGGUAAUACACCAGAGGACCCACACAGGAGAGAAACCCUUUGAAUGUUCUGAUUGUGGGAAGAGUUUUAGUCAGAAUUCUCACUUGGUGAUACACCAGAGGAUUCACACAGGAGAGAAACCAUAUGAGUGUCCAGAGUGUGGGAAAAGUUUCAGUCGGAAUUCCAGCCUGGUGGUACACCAGAGGACUCAUACAGGAGAGAAACCAUAUGAGUGUCCGGAUUGUGGAAAAGAUUUCAGUAGUAGGUCUAGUCUUCUAAGUCAUGUAGGUUUACACACAGGGGAGAAACCUUUCAAAUGUCCAGUCUGUGGACGGUACUUCAUGCGUAAAUCAUCUCUUAUUGCACACAAGGAAAUCCACACAAGGCAAAAAUUGAUGAGUUUAGAGAAGGCUUGAAUUUCAUUUCUGAUCUCUCAUUGGGAUUGUAGGUGAGAAAUUGACUACCGGUAAUCUACUUACAAUCAUAAUUGAGCCCAAAAGUUAUGUUGCUGUGUGAGAAAUUUUUUGAAUGAGUUUUGCCCCCUUUUCCUGCCACGUUUGUUUAGGUGAAUCAAUGCAAUUGUUAAAAGAGCAACACGAUUGUUAAAUGAAUCUGAUUUCCCAAUUGACUUUUUUUCAGGUUGAUCCCAUGACCCUGGAAAGGUUGUUAGGUGAUCCCAUGACCCUGGGAAGUGCAAACAUUAUAAAUGUCAGUUGUCAAGAAUCCAAAGGUAAAUCACAUGACCAUAGGGAUGCUGCAAUGGUCCUAAGUGAAAAAUGCUCAUAAGUCACUAUUUUCAUUGUAACUUUGAAUAGUCACUAAGCAAACUGUUAUUAAGUUAAGGACUACCAGUAUUUGAAUUCUGCCCUAAUGCUUUUAAGUAAACACAUCUCAGAAUAAGACAGGUAGAUGGAGAGAAAAAAAAUGGAAAAUCUUAGUUUGAAAAACGCUCACUACCAACAACUGAUUAUCAGCAAAAAAAAAAAAAAAUUCUGGAUGUUUCCUUUUGCAGAAGUACUGAAAUUCCUCAAAAAGGCUUUUGGGUGGUGUUUUUUUGUGUAUUGAUUAUGUAAUUCCCACAUGUGGAGUUUCCAACUUCUACAUUGGUGUCCUCCCGCUUUUGAGUGCCAGAAUUCCCCAGCCACCAUUACAAGUAGUCAUUGAUGCACAACUCUAAUGGGGCCUGCCAAUUAGUUGUCUGUUGUAUUAAAUGAGACUGCUUUGCUUAAUUAUUCUCUGCUCUCCGUGAUGUUGCCAUUAAAUGUGCGAGUCGUUAAGUGGAACAGUGGCUACCUCAGUAUUGGGGAAAGCUCUUGGAGUCCAAACGUGGCCCAAGCUUCCCUUCCCUAGGCCUCCCCAAGACACCUGGUGCUCUGCUUCCCAAAUCUUGUGUCCCCAAACCUUUCCCGCCCCCACAGAUCCUACCCAACCUUUCCCCCCACCAGGCCUUUCCCCACUCCCACUGGAGCCCUUAGGCCAAACUCCCACCCCACCAGGCUUCACACCCUAAACCACCUUAUUUUUUUGAAGUUUUCUGAUCUCACAAUCAGAAGGAGGGUAGACUGAAACAUUCCUGGGCUGCAUGAUUGUAAUCCUGAGAGCAGUCAUCAUUUUCAGUGUGCCCAGGAUUCACCAAUGAGCCACGCAAUGUACUCGUGGAAGCAGCUGCCAUUUUGCCACGCCUGCCUCAGGGCCAAAAUGGUGGUUACUUUUGAAUCACUGUUGUGUGGGAGAGGGAGAAACUGCUCUGUUUUGCUACCUUAACACUCUGCAGACCGUCUUAAGGAGUUGGGGUGCUCUGAAAAUGAGGGAUGACCGGGAUAUAUCCAAAAAAUGUACGAUGGGUGUGCAGGAAGUAGGCCCAAGGCCCAGUGGAAAAAAGCGGUGUAAAAUUUCACAUGUAAAACCUGUUCUGCCUUGCAGAUGAACCUGUUGAAGAGCUGUAGGAAUAUUGAGUUAAGGAGGAAUGGUAUCCUGAGUUUGAUCACAGGAUCUCCAGGUUUAUUAGCAACUCCUGCUGUGAUCUCGUGUUUUUGGAGACGCCUUCUUAUGACUAUUUAAUAGUUGCUGGGUGACAGCAGGACCAAGUUGUGAUGCAUCCCCCUUGUUGGUGACGAUGUGAGGGGGGGAAAAUGAUUAGUGGAAAAUGUUACAUUUUCAAAAAUGCAUUGUGUAAGAACUAUCCUUAGCUUUUGAGAAGGAAAAAGUGGAUAGUGUUGUUAUGAACAUUUGGGCAAGGCAAAAUGCUCAGUCCCCUCAAACUGUGAGAUGUGCAGUGAAUAAGUUUAAUAAUAAAAUUAAUACUAAGAUAAUGUAAAGCCCUUUUCUGAACUCUUGCUCAGUGGUGAAGUCGCCACAUAUAUGCUGGGUUUCUCACACACUACAAUUGUUAAACUACCUGUAAUCUGUCUCUUGUGCAUUCUGCAUCUAUAACCAAUCUGUUGUCUUCAGUUUCACUUCCCUCCUCAUUAAAAAUUAAAAAAUUCAGGUUUGAUGGUGGAUCAAUCCGGCUACUCUGUGCCUCUGGAUGAUGUGAGCUGCAGUUAAGCUUCUGCCUCUUAAUUUAUUGUUGCAUUGCUAUUUAUCUCAGUCCUAAAUUCUAUGAAAGAAUGACAUUUCUUUAGGCACAGUUAAAAAAUUAGAACGGCUAAACUGGAUGCUUUGAUUGGCUUUCUUCUCAGAUUCAGAGAUGGUCUUCUCCAUCACUGCCAGUCUGAGAGAAGGAAGUUAAGACAUUUCAAACUGGACAACUAAGCUACGGUUACCCUGGUAAUUUACAACCUCUAAUUCAGCCUAAGCUUGGGGUAUCUGAAGGUGCCUGUCACCCCUCUUAGUUCUUCUGAGCUCUAUGCCCAGCUAUUUUAUUCCUUCUUUUAAAAGAUUGAGAACUUCACAGAUUACCGUAUAUAC
This is a messenger RNA of Ahaetulla prasina, 4839 nucleotides long. RefSeq names its product zinc finger protein OZF-like. The record is from RefSeq and is a predicted model, not a curated record. The coding region runs from base 1128 to 2345 and encodes 405 amino acids. Gene Ontology annotation, molecular function: DNA-binding transcription factor activity; RNA polymerase II cis-regulatory region sequence-specific DNA binding. The transcript has 2 exons. Gene Ontology annotation, biological process: regulation of transcription by RNA polymerase II. NCBI's taxonomy places the organism in Eukaryota, Metazoa, Chordata, Lepidosauria, Squamata, Colubridae.